GGGUCUCAAUCCAUCAUCACAUCCAACCGCCCAUCACUGUUCGGCAGCAGCGGCGAUCUCAACCGGCUUGCUGAACUUGGUAUCCUCCCGACUCUAACAUCCAGAGCGUCCCCGCCGACAAGUGAAGGCUAUGGGUCUUCCACAGAUCGCAAAGGCCAGUCCCGCAUCAGCCGGCAGCACCCCGAUUCCGAGCAAACAACUCAAGAUCCUCUCCGACACCGCCUUCAAAAGGAGCUGCGUGGCUCAUCGAGACCGCAUCGCUGGCCUCCGUCGGGCGUUCCGAGCUCAGUCCAAGGCCCGGGAUCUGCCACCGUCGCGCUUGGCUCUCGAAUCCUGCUCGAGCACCAGCUCGGCACAUCUUUCCAACAUCCCGUUCGAGGCGACUGCAAAUGACGUCGUCGCCUUCAUCAACUCCAAGAUCAAGCUGAUCCCCGAAGCCGGCCCAGCACCCCCGGUCACGCAGUGCCGCCUGGGCAAGGCCAACAAGCACUCGGGCGGCGAGCACGGAGGCUGGGGCAUCAUCACUUUCUCGGAUCCCCGGUAUUUCGACAGCUUCCUGGCUCGCCAGGAGCCGUCGUCGCCCAAUCCACUGGUCAUGGACAACCGUGUCCUGCGAAUCAAAGCCUAUCGCUUCAGCCCACAGUCCUCGGAGGCCCAGCACGAAAACCUGAUGGUGCCGGUUGCCGAGCUGCUUGUGGGGCUGCCGGGCUCCUCGCCCAUGUCGAUCGAGACUCGAUGGCGAACCGGUAAUCGCGUGUCGCUUGGGCUCGAUACCCGUGAAGGCCAUGGAAUCACAAUCUACUAUGCAGCCGUCAUCAAGCUGACUGUUCCGUCAAACACCGUUCUCGAAUCCCAUACCUUUGUCGACUCGACGGGCUCCCGCGUCUUGCGGUUUCGCCUCAGCUCCCCGCCCUUUUGCUAUUACCGCCCGGCCUCAGCCUCGAAUGAGUCGAGCGUCAGCGAUCGUUCCCAGCCUGACACGGUCGAUAUGCAUCUUCCUCAGACCUUCGCCACCCAGGCCAAUCAACCCGAGGACAACACUUGGGAGCGGUGCCCCGAUCCGCGCGGUGCCGAGUCGAUUUUUGGCUACCACUUGACCUAUUGCUUGAUACUUCCGGCGCGGCGCCAGCACACCGACCUAGAGCUUCUCCACUUUCUGCAGAUGCGGCUAGCGUUGCGGCUGAUCGACCUGGGCGACUGCCCCGAGUCGCUUUCAUCGAGCGAGGUGCAGCCGCUGCCCUCGGAUCCGCACGAGUGGUGUGCUGGAGCCCAGUGGAUUUUUCGCAGCUUGGAGCACAGCCGGGUGGUCGGAUCCAUGAUCCAUGCGCUCAUGGCCACACACAAGCUCUUUUUCCGGUCGUACCCCGAGGCUUAUGCCAUCCGCAAGUUGCUGAUGCAGUGCACCGAGGUCCAGGCCACCGAGGCGCUCAAGAAGAUGUUUUGGAUGCCCUUCAUGAACGACCCGGUGCAGCGACUGACCUCGCUGCUCAACGAUGCGCUGUCACUGAUCCGUCCCGAGGCUGCCGGGGCCAAGACCGUGGAGGUGAACGAGGACUUGGCCUUUGUUCAGCGGGUGCUGGUGACGCCGCUACGGAUCUGCCCGCGACCCCCGGACCUGGACACAUCCAACCGCAUCACCCGCCACUACAGCGCACACCGACACCGGUUCCUCCGAGUCGUCUUUGUGGACGAGGACUUUGGCCCCAUCAACCAGACCGACUCGGAGAUCAUAUACGACAAGCGCAUCCGGCACUUGGUCUGCAACGGCAUCCAGGUGGGUGGGUACACGUACCAGUUCCUGGCAUACUCCAACAGCCAGCUGCGUGAGCAGGGUUGCUGGUUUUACGACGAAACCCCCGUUGGCAACGACGUCCCGCCCACAUGCGACAUGAUCCGACAGUCCAUCGGCGAUCUGUCCCAUAUCAAAACGGUCGGCAAGCACGCCUCGCGGCUGGCCCAGGGCUUCAGCAGCUCGACCAGCACGGCCGGGGUUGAGCCGGCUCGUCGGGUGUGCAUCCCGGAUGUGCUCCGCAAUGGCUACUGCUUUUCGGACGGCGUGGGGCUGAUCUCGCAGGACAAGGCAGAAGAAAUCGCGCACAUCCUCCGCCUCGAGACCACCCCGUCGGCCUUUCAGAUCCGAUAUGGCGGUGCCAAAGGCAUGGUCACGGUCUGGCCAGCCGAGGUGAUGGGCGAAUACGACAUCAAGCUUCGGCCGAGCAUGGUCAAGUUCGAGGCCAACUAUGAGACGAUCGAGGUCGUGAAUGUGUCCAAGCCGAUCCCGUGCUAUCUGAACCGACAGCUGAUCGUGCUGCUCUCGGCCCUGGGCAUCCCGGACGGGCCAUUGAUCAAGCUGUUCAACGACAUGAUUGUUGGGAUCAAGAAUGCCUUUGAAAGCGACGUGGACGCCUACAACCUGGUGCUCAACCAUGCACCAAAUCUCACCAUGGCGCGGCACAUGCUGGCAGCAGGAAUGUCGGUCAAGAUGGAUCCGUUUCUGCGAGGCAUGAUCCACGCCGUCUGCCAGAGGCUGUUCUUGGAUCUGGAGCUCAAGGCGCGUAUCUUUGUGCCAAUGGGUCUCUGUCUCAUCGGCGUGAUGGACGAGACCGAGACUCUGCCAGAGGGAUGCAUCUUUUUCCAGUACACCAACGAUAUCGGCGAUGUGAUCCAACUGCGGCCCGGGACCUCUGUGGCGGUAGGGCGGAGCCCGUCGCUGCAUCCGGGCGACAUUCGCACCCUCCGAACGAUCGACUGUGAGCCGCUCAGGCAUCUAGUCAACGUGGUGGUGUUUUCGUCGCGCGGACAGCGCCCGCAGGCCAACAAGAUGUCUGGUGGCGAUCUGGACGGCGACAUCUUCUUCAUCAUAUGGGACCCGUCGCUGGUGCCCCGGCCGGACAAGAACAUCCCGCCGAUGAACUAUACCUCGUCAGAGCCGCCACAGGUGGCGCGGGUGACAGCCAAAGACAUCAAGAACUUUUUCGUCGACUACAUCCGCAACGACAAUCUUGGGCGCAUCGCGAAUGCGCAUGUGGCCGUAGCGGACCAGAAUCCGGUUGGGGCGCUUUGCCAGGACUGCAUCGAACUGGCCGAGUUGCAUUCGACGGCAGUUGACUUUGGCAAGACGGGCGUACCGGCCAUCGUGCGCAAGUCGCUGUUGCCGCAGAAAUACCCCGAUUUCAUGAGCAAGCCGGCGUCCAAGUCGUACGUAUCGAAUCGAUUCCUUGGGCGAGCCUACCGGCGGGUCAAGGAGAUCCAGUCCGAGACGCUGGCACGGCACCCAGAUCCAGAUCCAGACCCAGACCACGAAGCCGAUCACGAUCAUGACCAAAGCCAAAGCCAAAGCCAAAGCCCCGGGCACUCUGCCAACCCAGCGAGAUCGAACGCAAGCAAGUGCGACACUCGGUUCCUGUAUCCUGGAUACGAAGCCUAUGUGGACGAAGCUCGCGAGACCUUGAUCCUGUACGGCCAGGAUCUUUGGGAAAUCAUGUGUGAGUACGAGGUCUGGAACGAAGCCGAGCUGUUUACGGGAUUUGUUUAUCGGCUGUCCAGCCAGGUGUCCAAGAACAGGCAGAAGGCCACGGGCGACGUUCUUGCGCGACUGGUUCGGCAGGUCAAGAUCCUCAAGAAUAUGUACCACGACGUAUUCUGGAAGGGGCUUGGGCUAUCACCGGAUCAAGUCCUGGAGCCACAGGACGAGGUGCGAGUGCUGGCCAAGGCCUCGGCUUGGUACUAUUGCGCCUACACGUACGUAGAUCUGGAGGGCGUCGGCCCCUUCCUGAGCUUUUGCUGGGUCGUCUACGAGCCGAUGGGGCGGGUGAUUAUCGAAUCGAAUCUGCAGCAGGCAGCUGUAGCGCCCUCGGCCGGCUGAAGCUAUGGCUGAUGUGUUGGGUACUGGGGGUAGAGUUUCGCACGGCAAAGCCCGGGAGCGACCACGGCUGCAUCAUG
Messenger RNA from Polychytrium aggregatum, 3942 nucleotides. Its product is annotated as RNA dependent RNA polymerase-domain-containing protein. Lineage: Eukaryota; Fungi; Chytridiomycota; Chytridiomycetes; Polychytriales. The record is from RefSeq and is a predicted model, not a curated record. The transcript is spliced from 2 exons. Gene Ontology annotation, biological process: siRNA processing. Gene Ontology annotation, cellular component: nuclear RNA-directed RNA polymerase complex. Gene Ontology annotation, molecular function: RNA-directed RNA polymerase activity. The coding region runs from base 131 to 3865 and encodes 1244 amino acids.